Blepharisma stoltei is the source of this 678-nucleotide messenger RNA. Lineage: Eukaryota; Ciliophora; Heterotrichea; Heterotrichida; Blepharismidae. The record is from the annotation of a GenBank genome assembly.
AUGGAAAGCAAGAAGGUUCGGGUAUGGAUCUGUGGAUCUUGAGGUUACUGGAGUAAGGCCAAUUUAACCAAACAAGCUUUAGUGCAAGAACUAAACUUAUCAGACUCUCAAAUCGAGUGCAUGCCAGGUGAGCCAAGACAACUCAAAGUCGACGUUGUUAUUGGUGGACAAUCCCACACCGUAAUCAGCAGAAAAGGAGCUUGCUUGCUUAAUUACUUAGUGUUUAAGGUUUCUAGUGUCCACUCCCUAAUGAAUAGGGGCUAAUCUAACUGGUGACGUACGGGUUUCGACCGAAGAUGGCUACACCACAGUCCCAGCGGUAGCCAGGGCCACACAUCUCACCCGGCUGGUUCCGUCACUCUCGUCAGAUUUAGCUCCAGCUCGUGUUCCUCAUAAGGGUCACCCUCCUCUUGGGGAUUUGCUAAGUGGUAAAAGCCCAAACCUCUCGAUGUUCUGAGGAGCAGCUCCUCUUGUUAUUUCUAGAGUUAAACCGCUUUUGCUGUGCAGAAGUUCUCAAGGUAAAACCAAACCCCAUAAAUAAAAUUCAUGAGGGAGAGAAAAUUAGCGAGAGCUAAUUUCUCUCGUUCGUCCAUUUUAUUUAUCAGCAGAAAAGGAGCAGACUUUUUCCCAAGACAUGCACCAAUGGAAAUUGUGGAGGCUGUAAGAAAAUACUUCUAA